This is a messenger RNA of Athalia rosae (coleseed sawfly), 2135 nucleotides long. Its product is annotated as arylalkylamine N-acetyltransferase 1. Lineage: Eukaryota; Metazoa; Arthropoda; Insecta; Hymenoptera; Athaliidae. Bases 935 to 1723 code for a protein of 262 amino acids. The transcript is spliced from 4 exons. The record is from RefSeq and is a predicted model, not a curated record. Gene Ontology annotation, molecular function: N-acetyltransferase activity.
UGGAUAAAUUUGAAACGGUGAUUACAGAUUCAACGAAACGAUAUAAAAAAAAAGUGACAAACCUCAGAUCGAACGCGGAUGAAAUAUCCGUAUUAGAAUCGAAUCGAGUAAAUGAUUUUUAUCGUUUCAUCGACAAUCGGCGCAAAUGACAGACGCUUUGAUAAUUGUUAUACCAUACAUACAACGCGAGGAACGAACGUGACUGCAUCUCCCCAGCUCGUAUUACACAUAUAUCUACAUAUACACGCACACCAGUACAGAAAAGUCAAUUAUACGAGGACAAAACGAAACGAGAUUAAGAAUCUGAUAAUUGUCCUAGUACCCGAACGAGGCCCAGCCUCAUGUGCGCCAAGUUCCUUUUUCCGUAUCCGUUCCUUUGGCCUUUUUUACUUUCCUUUUCAUUUUACCUUCCCUUUGUAUUUAAUCGGCACCGGCGAUCUUUGUCGGUAACGAAAUUGCGCCGACGAACACGUCUACGCGGAGCGCGCGGGUUACACGAACGAAUAUCCCACAAUGCGAUCAUGUUUAUUUUACGUUUGUAACAAACGGCGACAAUUUCUCGCCCUUGAACCUGUGGCGAGACCGUAAAGAAUGGCUCAUUAUUGCGGCCGAUAGCUGGUUAUAGACUAUAUAAGAGAACGCCUCUCAUAUCAGCCGCCCGCAGUACCAAUCCAAUCGCGCAUUAUUCCGAAUAGCACAAUAAACCAACCCGGUUAGCUCGCGAUUGUUAUUGAUGCAUUUCGUUUUACCUCGCGUCAAUUGAAUCGUUGGAUCCGUUGAGGCGACCGGAAGUCCGAGGGUAAUAAAAUAGGCGAGGAUCGAUUCGUUGGAGUGGAAGUGAAAAUUGUUCACCUUUUUUUUUGCCCGUUGCCCGUCGUUACAUUGGUCGGUUAUUUUUCGCCUGCGAGAGCGUCGUCGAUUCCGCACCGUUAAAAUGGAGGCCCUUCUCAUCUCGAAAAUUCAGAACGCGAGGAUCGACGAUAGAGAGAAUGAAAAAGGACGAACUGGUUUCGCCAAGGAUGCUCCGAGGAUAUCCAGAUACUCGCUGGCCGACAACGACUCCAGCGGAGGGGUGAUGGACUACCACCUCCGGACGAUCGGCCGUGAUGACAAAGAAACGGUAUUGAAAUUUCUCAGGCGAUUUUUCUUCAGAGACGAGCCACUCAAUCAAUCGAUCGGACUGAUUCCCGAGGGGGAGGACAGCACGUGCGUCGAACUGGAGGAGUACAGCAUGUCGAGCAUAGACGACAACCUCAGUCUGAUGGCAGUUUCCUCUUCCGGCGCGAUCAUAGGAGUCACGAUAAACGGUGAGAUGGAGCCUCCGAAGGAGGGGGAACCGGAUUACGUAAAGAACUGCGCGAAUCCGAAAUUCAAAAAGAUUUUGAAACUCUUGAAUCACGUGGACGCCCAGGCCAACUUGUCGAAGAGGUACCCGGACAAAAGGGUCCUGGAAUUCAGGAUAAUAUCCGUCGACGGAUCGUGGAGGGGCAGAGGGGUGGCUAGAGCCCUCGUAGAAAAAACCGAGACGAUGGCGAAGGACCUGGGCUUCCAUAUUUUGAGAUCGGACUGCAGUUCGUUAUUUUCGGGUAAGCUCUGUCAGCGAUUCGGGUUCGUACCGGUCUACGAAUUGCCGUACGCCAGAUACACGGACGGCGAGGGAAAGCCGAUUUUCACGCCGGCUCAUCCGCAUGCGGAAAUCGUCACAUACGUCAAAGAGCUCUGAGAGCCCGAUCCGCAGAUUUGACGACGUCGCUUCCAAUGGACGGGAUAAAUUGAGAGAGAAAAAAAGAGAAAAACAGAAAGCAAUUACCGAUAUUGAUCAUCGGUGCAUAGCUAUAGACUACCGAAAAAUAUUUAUUUCAAUGUAAAUCGUGAUAAUUAUUAACUUUAAUUACUCUAAUUAAAAAGAAAAAAAUUAAGUUUAAACGAGUACUGUAUGUGAGAAAAAUAUUGUUCGAUUUUUUGAAUUUUAAUUCUUUUAUUUGUCUUGUUGUUUUUUUCUCGCUCUCCAGAUUAUCAUACACGCGAACAUGAUUUGUACUGCGUGUAUAUUCAAAAUAUUCUUCUAGAUGUAUAUUUAUUUAUUUUUGUUUUUUUUUCAUUUUUUUUUUUUUUUUUAAAUCUUUUUUCUUCUU